AUGGACAGAGCUGCUGUGGUGUCGGGCCGCAGGAGUCCCUCAGGGCCAGAAUACAACGUCUCGACCUCCACCUUGGCCUUCGACCAGGAUUUCACCAGGACUGGCAAAGGAAUUCUCCUCAUGGCUGAGAUAGUGUGUGGUAUGUUAGUGUGGAUUCUGGUUGGGGGUACAGAGUAUUUUCAUCUGCCUGCUCUUUGCUGGGUGAUGUUUGUUGCCAUCUUGUGCUGGGUGCUGACUGUUUGCCUCUUUAUAAUUUACCUCACUGGAGCUCACAAGAGGAUACCACAGGUCCCCUGGACUACACUGUCGCUGUGUCUGAACUGUAGUGCUGCAGCUCUGUAUCUGGUGACAGCAGUAGUAGAUGCUCUGACAGUCAACCAGGCCAUUAGGGGGCGACACAACUACAACUGCUGGGCAGCAUCUGCAUUCUUUGCUUUUCUGACCACACUGUGCUAUGCAGGAAGCAGUUUCCUGAGCUACCGUGCCUGGAAAACCACAGAAGAUGAGCAGUAGUCUCACUCCUGACUCCUCCAGACUCCUGUUUUAUGGCAACAUUGUUCAGACUUUCUACAGUAUGAGGAAAAUGUCUGAAGGAGAGAGAUCUAACUUCAGACUGGUUCACUGAGAACACAAAUCAGUCUGAAAACACUGGAAUCUGAUAGAUUCAAACCAAAAACUUGUUAUAAAAAUGUUUGCUGUUUUAGAUUUGAGGUUGCAUAUUUUGUAACUGUAGUGGUGUCACACUCACAAGAACAGUGCUGUCAGGUGCCUGUACUUUUGGACCCACUAGCUUUCAGUGCAUUUUGUCCCUAGUGUCCCUAGUUUUUUGGUUUUUUGAUUUUUACCAUGUAAUCUUUUUUUCUCCAUUACCAUUACAUUCAACCAAGUUGGUUUUUAUUUUGUUUUAACAAGAGGAAAAAAGUCUGAUUCAUACCUUUCACAAAGGUUUGUAUGCAGCGUGCAAAAAAUUUAAUGAGGCUCAGACUGAACAUUUUACAAAUUUUCCCAACCAUUAGAAAUAUGCAGAAAUACGAAACAUGCAGUCUUUUGAAUAAUCUCUUGUUAUCCUUGCAGUUAGAAUUUCUCAAAAUACAUGUGAUUUUGAUUAAAAGUGCAAUGCAUUACGACAUUA
Toxotes jaculatrix (banded archerfish) is the source of this 1132-nucleotide messenger RNA. It is a transcript of the gene cmtm8b, whose product is annotated as CKLF-like MARVEL transmembrane domain containing 8b. Lineage: Eukaryota; Metazoa; Chordata; Actinopteri; Toxotidae. The transcript is spliced from 4 exons. The coding region runs from base 1 to 513 and encodes 170 amino acids. Gene Ontology annotation, biological process: myelination. Gene Ontology annotation, molecular function: structural constituent of myelin sheath. Gene Ontology annotation, cellular component: membrane. The record is from RefSeq and is a predicted model, not a curated record.